Messenger RNA from Cebus imitator (Panamanian white-faced capuchin), 3241 nucleotides. RefSeq names its product zinc finger protein 181-like. Lineage: Eukaryota; Metazoa; Chordata; Mammalia; Primates; Cebidae. Gene Ontology annotation, cellular component: nucleus. Bases 761 to 2497 code for a protein of 578 amino acids. Gene Ontology annotation, molecular function: DNA-binding transcription activator activity, RNA polymerase II-specific; RNA polymerase II cis-regulatory region sequence-specific DNA binding. Gene Ontology annotation, biological process: regulation of transcription by RNA polymerase II. The transcript has 3 exons. The record is from RefSeq and is a predicted model, not a curated record.
GACUUUUUGUCCGGCUCGCGGAGGAUUCUGGGAAAUGUGGCUCGGCGGUGGGUGCCAUACAGGAUCCGUCCUGCGGUAGCUUCAGGUUUGGCGGCGGCAUCUAGACUCAGGAACGAUUCUGAGCAGUGUUGUUCCGGGACGUGGACGGCCGUUGACUGCUCACCAGCGACGCUGCGAUUCAGGUCCUCAGAGGUGCGGGCUCGGAGCGCCUGCGGGGACGGUGAGGCCCCGCUGAGGACUCCGGCAAGUGUGGGUCCUGGGGGCGGCGGCGGGGCUCGGGCCCUGCGUCGGCCCGCGGUGUGACCCCGGCCGGGGUCUUGGCUUUUUCUGGCCUUCGUGUCCUGCUGUGUAAACACGGGGUGAUGACGGCGCCGACCUCUUGGCGCGGUUGCGAGAGAGAAGUGGGCCCGAGAGCAGACGCCAGCCACAGUUGUUUUUGGGUUGUGUAGUCAUGAAGCCGGCGCUUUGCAGUUGUGUAACCUUGAACAAAUGGGUUCAGAAUCUUGGAAUUUCAGUUUUGUCGUUGGUUUGAAAAAGAAAUCUGGAAUAAUGUGAGUGCCCAUCGCGCAUAGUGGGGAAGAUUGAACGAGCUGAUAAAGUUAUUACUGUUGUUUUAUGAGGCUUUUAUGUACAGAAUAAUUGAUUUUCCUCGCAAGUGGCACCUGGUAAAUUGUUACGCCUUGCGGAGAAACACCUGUUUGUUUCCAGGGAGAGAUUAGCGCCCCGGAGAGUGAUUACCAAGGUGCUUUUCCAUUACGGGAUGUCACAGGUGAUGCAAGAUAAAAGCGUGAUUUUUCCUGACUGCUUUUUCCUGCCCUUCUGUGCCCUCAAGACACUGCCCAUUUCUAAGAUAAGAGCCUGGAAAGAGGACUCUGCUGGCUGUUGGAAAUUGCAGAGUAAUGUCUCAACAGGUCUUUCCAUUACUAAGCCAUAUGUGAUCACAUUAUUGGAGGAUGGAAAAGAGCCCUGGAUGAUGGAGGAAAAACUGUCUAAAGGUGUGACUCCAGAUUGGGAAUCAAGAUUGGAAAACAAGGAAUUUUCAACAAAGAAGGACAUUUAUGAGGAAGAUUCACUUCAAACGUUAAUAAUAGAAAAAGUUGUAAAACAAAGUUAUGCAUUUUCAAAUUCUAGUAAGAACUUGGAAUAUAUAGAGAAGCGGGAAGGGAAGCAUGGAAGUCAGGUGGAACAUUUCAGACCAGCUCUCACCUCUAGAGAAAGCCCCACUGGGGACAGUUGCACAUACAACACAUUGAGAAGCACCUUUUAUUCAAAGUCUACUCUUUCUGAACCACAAAAAAUUUCUGCUGCAGGGAAUUCACACAAAUAUGAUAUAUUAAAGAAGAAUUUACCCAAAAAGUCAUUUAUAAAAAAUGAGAGACUCAGUGGUAGAAAGAAACUUUUGAAUUCUAAUGAAAGUGGAGCAGCCUUCAACCAGAGCAGAUCUGUUCCCCUUUCCCAGACUUGUGAUAGAGAGAAAAUCUAUACAUGCAGCGAAUGUGGGAAAGCCUUUGGCAAACAGUCAAUCCUUAAUCGCCACUGGAGAAUUCAUACAGGAGAGAAGCCCUAUGAAUGUCGUGAAUGUGGGAAGACUUUUAACCGUGGCUCAUCCCUUACACGACAUCAGAUAAGCCAUAGUGGAGAGAAACCCUACAAAUGUAUUGAAUGUGGGAAGGCCUUUAGCCAUGUCUCAUCACUUAGACAACAUCAGAUAAUCCAUAGCGGAGAGAAACCUUACAAAUGUAUUGAAUGUGGGAAGGCCUUUAGCCAUGUCUCAUCAUUUACGAACCAUCAGAGCACUCACAGUGGAGAGAAACCAUAUGAAUGUACGAACUGUGGAAAGUCUUUUAGUCGUGUGUCCAAUCUCAUUGAACAUCUAAGAAUUCAUACCCAAGAAAAACGCUAUGAGUGUCGUAUAUGUGGAAAAGCUUUCAUUCAUAGGGCUUCAUUCAGUCACCAUCAGAAAAGCCAUACUGGAGAGAAGCCUUAUGAAUGCAGUGAAUGUGGGAAAGCUUUCUGCUGUAGCUCACACCUUACUCAACAUCAAAGAAUUCACACUAUAAAGAAAAAAUAUGAAUGCAACAAAUGUCUGAAAGUCUUUAGUAGGCCCUCAUAUCUUCUUCAGCAUCAGAGUAUUCAUACUGAGGAAAAACCCUUUGAAUGUCAGAAGUGCCGGAAAUCCUUCAACCAGCUUGACUCACUGAAUAUGCAUUUGAGAAAUCACAUUAGUUUGAAACCUCAUGAAUGCAGUAUAUGUGGGAAAGCCUUCAGUCAUAGGUCAUCCCUGCUUCGACAUCACAGAAUUCAUACUGGAGAGAAACCUUACGAAUGUAUUAAGUGUGGGAAGGCGUUUGGCUGUAGUUCACACCUUACUGUCCAUCAGAGAAUUCAUACUGGAGAAAAGCCAUAUAAAUGUAGUGAGUGUGGGAAAGCUUUUAGCAAAGGCUCAAAUCUUACUGCCCAUCAAAGAACACAUAAUAGAAACCCAGUAGUGUGGUAAAAGCCUCUAGGCCACAUGAAUCAGUAUACAUGUGAGAAAUCUUACAGAAGAGAAGCUGUAUGUAGCAGUAUUUAUGAUAAACCUCAUUCAUAGAUUCUCAUUUAACAUCAGAAACAUUUAUACUGGAGAAAGUCUUACGAAUAUAGUGAAUAUGGGAAGACAAUGAUGCAGACCCUUUUGUUUUCAGAGUUUACACUGUAGGCAAAUCAUAUGAAGACCAUAAAUGUGGGAGAGUGUUCGUCAGUAUUAAUCCCUUAAUUAACAUAAGUAUACUGACACUAGGAAAAAAACCACGUACAUGUAGCAAAUAUGGGAAAGACUGUAGGCAAUAGGAAUCUCCUAUAAACUCCUACAGGAGAGAAGCUGUGUGAAUGUAGAAAAUUUAGAAAUUGAGGGCAGUCUUCAGUUUCAAGUACAUCCCUUAUUUUACAAAAACUCACUGCAGAGAAAUCUCAUUUAAGAGUUGUAGCGAAGUGUUCACUAAGUGUUUAUCCUGCUAGACAUCAGAUUAACGAUAGAACAACCUGAAGGUUUUAGAAAUUACAUGUAAAUCUUUGCAGUGACACUAUUUGUAAACGGGAUUCUGCAGUAGAACAAAUAAAGAUAGUAUAAUUAAGUGUGCAUUUCUUAGAGCAGUAGCUUGCAAGUUUUGUCGUGUUCUACUUAGAAAUUCUUUUUAGCUAGUGGCCAUCUGAAGAUAUUUAGUCACCGGAGGAGCCAGUAAAUGUUAUAAUGUGUUUUUUU